Lachancea thermotolerans CBS 6340 is the source of this 1068-nucleotide messenger RNA. RefSeq lists its product as uncharacterized. The record is from RefSeq and is a predicted model, not a curated record. Lineage: Eukaryota; Fungi; Ascomycota; Saccharomycetes; Saccharomycetales; Saccharomycetaceae. Gene Ontology annotation, cellular component: nucleus. The coding region runs from base 1 to 1068 and encodes 355 amino acids. The transcript has a single exon. Gene Ontology annotation, biological process: regulation of cell cycle.
AUGACCGAGGCCUCCACGCAGCAGGACAUCCGGGCGCUCGUCGCCACCGCCAGAGCCGACUUCGUCGAGUCUUUCGCGUCCAGAGAGCAGUUGCGCGCUCUCAAGCCCACGACGAGCCUGAAGGACUCGGACGCCUCGACCGAGCUCGACAAGCUCUCGCGCAUCAUCAAGGCCCACGCCACGAAGGUCGGCAUCAUCUACCAUCCGGGGAAAUUCCACAAGAACGUAACGCCGGCCUUCAAGGAGCUCCAGCUCUUCUCUAACUCUAUCUUCUUCCUGUUGAGUUUGCUGCCGCUGUUACACACAGACAAGAUUGCGGACUACUUCACUGAUGAAUUAGACUCAGCUGUUCUAGGGCUACUGAGCGGCGUGAAGGGCCUGUGCGACGAGAUCGACUCUUUGCUCGACGGCAAGGCCGCCCCUGCUCCCGGCAACGACGUCCCCGAGACCGCGGAGCACGACCUCAGGCUUGUUUCUGUGGGCAAGAUAUGGGCCUCCUGCGACUCCUUGCAAGAGCUUGCGAAGCUGGGGAAUCUGGGGCUGCUGAACAAGAGGAUUGGCGCCAGUGUCAAGCUCAUCACAGAUAGUCUUUCCGAGCUGGAUGAAUGGCUACAGGACCCGGAGCUUGAGUCGCAGGAUCCAUUUGGACUGGAAUCCGAGCCCGAAUCUGACGCUGAGCGCGACACGAGUGGGGACAAAGAGGUUCUCGCAGAAAUGGUCAAGUUUCUGGAAGCCUGGCAGCAGAAGCUCAAAAUGAUCCGUCUGCUGCUCUCCUCCUUCUCCAAGUCCAUUGCGUCCGAAGAGUAUAAAUCAAAGGAGCCCUUGGCCCUGCAGCUGGCUAAACUCAACACCUUGCACGCUGUUGUCGUAGAGAAAGUCGACGAGCUCAUUUCUACGGUGUUCAUGACCGGUCAGGACUUUGAUCCUGAAGACGAGGAAAUCACAGAGCUGGUAUCACUGCUCAACGACUCGCUUCGCAAGAUGGUGCAAAUAAUAAAGGCCCUCAACAAGGGCGACGAGAAGAAGGGGAAGUGGAUUGAGGUGUGGGAUGCUAAAUACUUUGCAUGA